AUGGAUCCCAAUCAGCCCGGUGGGGGAGGGUCCAACAACUCGAGCGAUUUUGUGCGCAAGCUGUACAAAAUGCUGGAAAACCCGAGCGACGAGAGCGUAGUACGAUGGGGGAAUGACGGCGAUAGUUUCGUCGUGUUAGAAAACGAAAAGUUUACAAAACACAUACUGCCCAAGCACUUCAAACACAGCAACUUUGCUAGUUUCGUCCGACAGCUGAACAAGUACGAUUUCCACAAAGUUCGUCAUAACAACGAAGAGAAUGGGCAAUCGCCCUACGGGCCGGGGGCCUGGGAAUUCAAGCACCCAGACUUCAAGAUGAACAACAAAGAUGCCCUGGAUAACAUUCGUCGAAAGGCUCCCGCGCCGCGAAAACCUAACCAAGCCGCCGCCGAAGAGUUCGCGCCCUCGCAACAGAUGGACAUGGUUAGUGGACAAUUGAUGGCCACGCAAGCUCAACUACAUGCCCUUGAGGGUCGCUAUAGCGAACUGAGCAUUCAUCACUCAAUGCUCCUGCAGGAAGUUAUUGGGCUACAAAAGACGGUUGUCAACCACGAGCAUGUUAUGCAGCAGAUUAUGACUUUCUUGCACGGCGUCGACGCGACCCAGAGGAGAAACAGCAAACUCAUAUUCCCCAAUGGCGCCGACUCGCAGAAUGGCGCCAUGGAGCCUACCCCGGCCAAUGACGACGACAACCCGGCUUCGCCUUUGCAGCACGCUUCUAAGCUUCUUAGCGAAACAAAUGCGGAUGCCAUGUUGAACCCCCGGAACUUGGAGCACAUGAACGAGAUCACCAUGCGGAUGAACGGCACCUUGACAACACCACCACCAGAUUUUGCGCGAGCAGCAGCGCGACCGACGAGCCGCGGCCCGCCAUCGGCGACUUCCACCAAUUCAAUGCGUCUGGAAAACAUUGAUAACCUCGUUUAUCCAGUCGGCUCCAACAACGGCAUCGACCCCAUGUACAGCGAGCACAUCAACAACAUCCCGUAUGCGGCUCCACCCAAAGCGGUCGAAGCUAGCGAGCCCAGGAUACCAGAACCGAGAAAGAAGAACGCCAUUCCAGACCCAGGAUGGAUUCGACCACCCCAGAUCUUGCUUGUUGAAGACGAUCCCACCUGUCGUCGAAUCGGAAGCAAGUUCUUGUAUGCUUUCCAUUGCUCCAUCGAUAGUGCUCUCGAUGGUUUGGAAGCGGUCAACAAAAUGAACGCUGGCUCCAAGUACGACUUGGUUUUGAUGGAUAUCAUUAUGCCCAACCUUGACGGUGUGUCAGCAUGCCAUUUGAUUCGGCAGUUCGACACAACUCCUAUUGUUGCUAUGACCUCCAACAUCCGAAGUGACGACAUUUCAAUGUAUUUCCAACAUGGCAUGAAUGACGUUCUUCCCAAGCCCUUUACUAAAGAAGGUCUCUUGCACAUGCUAGAGAAGCAUCUUGUACAUCUCAAAAAACCGAUGGCUCAAGCUGACGGGACCAUGGUGGCACCUCAGCCUGUGCAAAUCGCACGCCAGUUGGUCCUCAAAGAGGAAGAUUCUCCGGCCAAAUCCCCACAGACUGUCAGCAACUGGAAUUCACCCAGCCAAAUGCCGGGCGUCUCUCCAGUCGGUAGUACGGUUCCGGAUGACUUUGCGCAGGCAAUGCGAGGCCAACCAGUGCAGCACCCAAGUCCGUACGGGGUCAGUUCCAUGCAUGCGAAUAUGGGAUACAGCACAUCGCCACACAUGCAGAUGCCACCACAGCAACAACCACAUCGUCGUCAAGUCUCUGAGAUAUCCGGGGGUGAUGAGAUGAACAACCCAUCCAAGCGUCAACAAAUGUACCCCCCGCAAAUGCAGCAGCAGCAGCAGCAGAUGGGUUCUAUGCAACCGCGCCCACGUUGA
Alternaria atra is the source of this 1875-nucleotide messenger RNA. RefSeq lists its product as uncharacterized. Bases 1 to 1875 code for a protein of 624 amino acids. NCBI's taxonomy places the organism in Eukaryota, Fungi, Ascomycota, Dothideomycetes, Pleosporales, Pleosporaceae. The record is from RefSeq and is a predicted model, not a curated record. The transcript has 6 exons. Gene Ontology annotation, biological process: phosphorelay signal transduction system; regulation of DNA-templated transcription. Gene Ontology annotation, molecular function: phosphorelay response regulator activity; DNA-binding transcription factor activity; sequence-specific DNA binding.